Molecule: messenger RNA, 6796 nt
Organism: Cuscuta epithymum
Lineage: Eukaryota; Viridiplantae; Streptophyta; Magnoliopsida; Solanales; Convolvulaceae
Source: the annotation of a GenBank genome assembly
GUACGGAGUACCAAAAAUGUAGUGUUUUAAUGCUUUCUUCCAUUUUUGAACACUCAUAGUGGGGCAUUUUGCAUUUUUCCCAAAAGAAGAAUAAGAAGUUAUCCUAUCUUAUUCCAUCAAAGCUUAAGAAUGGAUAUCAUUUUCGAGUAACCAACCUCAGACAAGCUCCCACUGCACUGUUACUUACUUUUCUGAAAGAAAGAGCUUACACAGUACACUAACCUCAUAGAGAGAUGGAGGUGGAGUUAGAGCCGAAGGUGAAGCCUUUACCUUUCAAAGUGAAGGCUAUGUCUCGAGAAUCUCCGGGUCAAAAGGCUUCCCAUGUACUUGACCCGGACCUCCGUAACCACUGGUCCACCGGCACAAACACCAAAGAGUGGAUCUUGCUUGAGCUAGAUGAACCUUGUCUGCUUUCACAUUUAAGGAUAUAUAAUAAAUCUGUGCUUGAAUGGGAAAUUUCAGCUGGCCUUCGCUACAAGCCUGAGACUUUUAUGAAAGUCAGACCUCGCUGUGAAGCACCUCGACGCGACAUGAUGUACCCUAUGAACUACACUCCUUGUCGUUAUAUUCGGAUAUCUUGCUUAAGGGGUUCCCCUAUAGCACUUUUCUUCAUUCAGCUGAUUGGCAUUUCUGUUACUGGACUCGAACCGGAGUUCCAACCUGUUAUAGACUACCUACUACCGCACAUAGUGUCACACAGACAAGAUGCUUCCAAUUUGCAUCUUCAGUUGCUUCAAGAAAUUACAAUCAGGCUGGGCCCAUUCCUUCCCCAACUAGAGGCUGAUCUUAGUGGCUUUUCAGAAUCAGAAGAGCAUGGUAUUCGAUUCCUUGCGACGCUUGUUGGUCAAUUUUAUCCAAUUCUUCAUGUUGUAAAGGAAAGAGAAGCAACAAGGUUGGCAUGCAACACUUCAGAAACCGAAACUUCUAGGAAUAAUCAGAUUCCAUCAGCUUUGACAGUUUCAUCUAAUUUUGAACCAAGAAGAUCACGCAACACUUCUCCUUUGGUCUUACCCACUUCUAGUUACCUAGCAUUCCGUCCAGAUGCAAUCUUCAUGCUACUUAGAAAGGCACAUAAGGAUUAUAACCUAGGAAAUGUUUGCAGAGUGGCUUCUCAAAUUUUACUAAAGUUUAUGGGCCCUAUUAGCAUGACUGAAAUAUCCCAACCUCUGGAGAAUAGAUCUUCUCUCCCUGAUGAAGGAAAAAACCCAGAUCUUUCCCAUCCUGCUUCCUUCAUCGAUUACUCGGACAUUUUAGGGGAGGAAUUUCGGAUACCUGAGCAUCCAGACUCCAAUAUUAUAAAUGUGUUAGACAUUGCACUGGUGGAAGAAGGGGUUUUGCAUGUUCUAUAUGCUUGUGCAUCACAGCCUCUGCUUUGCAGCAAGUUUGCAGAUAAUUCUUCUAACUUUUGGUCAGCAUUGCCACUAGUAAUAGCAUUGCUUCCAGCGCUGCGUCCUAGUGUCACCAUUACUGAUCAAGUUGAUGACAAUUUCUCCCAGUGGAAAAUGCCUUUUGUACAGCAAGCCCUAUCUCAGAUAAUUGGCACUUCUUCCUCUUCACUAUAUCGCCCUCUUCUUCAUGCAUGUGCUGGUUACUUAUCCUCAUUCUCACCAACACAUGCAAAAGCUGCAUGUGUCCUUAUAGAUUUGUGUUCAGGUGUGUUGGCACCCUGGAUGACUCAAGUGAUUGUAAAGGUGGACUUAACUAUUGAGCUUUUGGAGGACCUUUUAGCUGUAAUCCAGGGUGUCCACCAUUCAUUUGCUCAAGCACGUGCAGCCCUCAAAUACAUUGUUUUGGCUCUAUCUGGGCAUAUGGAUGAAGUUUUGUCAAAACUUAAGGAUGUGAAGCACCGAGUUCUGUUUUUGAUUGAGAUGCUUGACCCUUAUCUGGAUCCAGCCAUUACCCCACUACAGAGUGUAAUUACAUUUGGGAAUGUACCAUCUAUUUUUCUUGAAAAGCAAGAGCACGACUGUGCUCUUGCACUGAAUGUCAUUCGUACAGCUGUAAGAAAGCCUACUUUACUUCCGUCCUUAGAAGCUGAGUGGCGACGGGGAUCGGUUUCUCCUAGUGUCCUACUCUCAGUUUUGGAGCCUCACAUUCAGUUACCUUCAGGUGUCAACCAUCGCCACUUUUUGGCAGAUUCAGAAUCAUCAUCCAUAUCACCGGAUUCUUCUAGUGCUAUUCUCAAUGGCAGUGUUGCUUCAAUGCCUAUGACCCAAGAUGGCACAGAUGGAAAGACUGCUUUUGAUAUGUCUUCGAAGAUGGAUCUUUCGGAUGAAGUGAGCUUUCUCUUUUGUCCUCCUGAGAUUAACAAAAUGUCACUCAUCACAGCUUCUGGCAAUAGUCCCCCAAAAGCGUCCUCUGAUUCAAGCCGUAGUGAUCCCAAAGUUAACCUCAUUGAGAAAGAUCCAGGCUACCAGUUCCUUAGUCCAUUUUUUGGUACUAACAACACUAUUGAUUAUCAUAAUAACUUGCGAGCUGAUUGUUUACAACUUAUGAACCAUCGAGAUUGCCAGCUGAGAUCUUCUGAGUUUAGGCGUUUAGCUUUGGAUUUACAUUCUCAGAAUGAGAAUAUGAUUCCCGAGAGUCAUGAUGCUGUUAUAGAUGCCCUUCUUUUAGCUGCUGAGUGCCAUGUGAAUCCCUUCUUCAUGAUGUCCUUCAAGGACAUUCCAAUGGUUAGAAGCAGCCAAAGGAAAGGUUACAGGGCUAGCAGGAAUUUCGGAUUUGCUGAUCUCAACAUAGAGUUUGAAGAGAACGAAAAUGACUUGAAAACAUUAAUCAAUCUUGAAAGAAAAAGGGACAAAAUUGUUCUUGAAAUUAUGCUUCAAGCUGCUGAGUUAGACAGGAGGUAUCAGCAAAACCGUGAUGAAGAAGAAGAAGAAAAUGAAGUCUUAAGGUUGUCUCAGAAUGAUCCUCAAGCAGAAGAUGCCAUUACUUUACUUCGACAAAAUCAAGCACUUCUUUGCAAAUUUGUUGUCGGAAAAUUACAAAGAGAUAAUUACCUCAAGCAUGAGGUACUCCUGCAAAUGCUUUUGUUCCUUCUGCAUUCAGGAACUAAAUUAUUCUGUUCACCGACAGAUAUUAUUGAGAUUAUACUGAAGUCUGCUGAGCAUUUAAACAUUCAGUUGACAUCUUUUUAUUAUCAACUUAAAGAGGGAAAUACAAAGCUAGAUGAGUGGAAGCUACAACUAGGCCAACGUUUAUGGACGCUUCUUAAAAGACUAGUGAUUGCUUCGAGUGAUUGUGCUGAAAGAUCGGAGCUUUGUAUCAAUUUCAAUAGUGGUCUUCAGUUUGCAAAUCUAAUCCCUCCUUCAGUCUGGCUUGAUAAAAUACCCACAUUCUCAACUUCUGUCUCUCCAUUAGUCCGAUUUCUUAGUUGGAUGGCAAUCUCUCGUAAUGCUAUACGAUAUAGGAAGGAUAGGCUCUUUCUCGUUUCAGAUAUGGAGCAAUUGGCAUGUUUGCUUUCUGUUUUUGCAGAUGAACUUGCUGCAGUUGAUAAUAUAUCUGAUUAUAAAGACGAGGCCGAAAAAAGCGAAGAAUCUUGCAGUAAGCGACGUUCUUUCCGCAUUAUGUACCCUGAUAUUAGUCAUUUCUUUCCCAAUUUGAAAAACGAAUUUGAAACGUUUGGGGAAUCUAUACUGCAAGCUGUUGCAUUGCAACUUAGAGCUUUCCCUUCAUCAACAGUUCCAGAUUUGAUUUGUUGGUUCUCUGAGUUUUGUUCAGAGCCUUUCAUUUGCUACCCAAAGAACCAGCGUUCCCUUCAGAAUGAUUCUGUGAAGGGGUAUGUGGCAAAGAACGCAAAAGCUAUAGUUCUUUAUGUUCUUGAAGCAAUUGUAGCUGAACAUAUGGAGGCAAUAGCACCCGAGAUACCAAGAAUUGUGCAAGUGCUGGUUUCUUUGUGCAGCUCUGCAUAUUGUGAUGUUUCAUUUCUAAACUCUGUUUUACUUUUGCUCAAGCCGAUCAUCUCAUAUUCCUUGCAAAAGGCAUCCGAUGAGGAGAGUUUAGUGAGUACUGAUGCUAUGUGCCUUAAUUUUGAGUCAUUAUGCUUAGGUGAACUUCUCAGUACCAUCAAAAGUGAAAACAAAGGUGAUUCAGGAGGCCGUUGCAGAGCAUUGACUGUUUUUGUUUUGGCUUCGGUUUUUCCCGACAUUUCUUCCAGUUGCAAAAUAGAACUGUUAAAAGCUUGUUUCAAAUCUGCAGAUUUUGCCUCUUUGGAGCAAACAACAUUGUUUCAUGAUUAUCUUUGUGCAUAUCAGGCUCUUAUGCAAAGUUGCAAGGUUUUGAUGGUUAGCCUUUUAAAAUUCUCAGGAGUCAUUCCAUGUAAGAUCUCUGAAUUUUCUAACAUCGAAAUGGGUGCGAGAAACGGUGAUGGAUCUGAGUUUCCAUGUUUUCUUGAAGAUGUUUACAACAUUUCAGUUGAGGUGAAUCAAAGUAGCGAACAUGAAAAGGGUGUGAGUGAAAAACGACUCCUAAAUACUAAUGAAAUAUAUAUGUUCUCAGAGAAUUUAGGCGCACUUAUCUCUAAGCUCAUCCAUACUGUCGAGCAAUGCUACAUAAUUCAUCCUAAACUGGCCAAGAAUCUCACACUAAUCUGUGCAGAGUGUUUCAUGUAUUUAAGAUGCUUAUCUUAUGUUGCUGAAAAAGUUUCUGUUUCUGGGGGAGCUGAUCUGCAAAGUCUGCCUGAGUCUAUCUCUUCUAGUGGAGAUAAUUGGAAAGCCAGUCUUGAAGCGCUUUCUGAAAUGGUUAUAUUGCUUCAGAAAAACCGUUGCUGGGGGGUUGCAUCAGUGAUCCUUGACUGUCUAUUUCACGUUCCUCAGUUCUUCGAUUUACAAAGCACAGUUGAUAAUAUAUGUGCUGCAAUAAAAACAUUUUCACAAGAUGCACCGGUAAUUGCUUGGCGGCUACAAACAGAUAAGUGGCUGACCUCACUUUUCACGAGAGGAAUCCGAGAAAGUGAAGCUCUGAUUGAUCUCUUAUGUUCAAUUCUCUGCCAUCCAGAGCCAGAACAACGCUUCAUUGGUCUUAAGCAACUAGGAAAGCAUGUGAGCCAAGGUGGAAGUUGCAGAACUGUUUUCAUAUUGCCAACUUUAAUUGAUAAUGAAGUACUUCCAUCAGAGCCUGAUGUACGUUCUGCUCUAGUGUCAAGAACUUGGGAUGAAGUAGCUUUGCUGGCUUCUUCUGAUGCAUCACUACAGUUGAGAAUCAAUGCAACGGCACUUCUUGUAAACUAUGUCCCAUUUGUUGAAAGGCCCAAAUUGCAAUCUUUCCUUGCUGCAGCUGAUUGUGUCCUUCAGUGUUUGAUGAAACUUUGUCAGCCUGUGUGUGAAGGCUCAUUAACACAACUCUCUAUUGCACUUAUUGCUUGUGUUUGCCUAUACUCCCCAGCUGAAGAUAUUCUUUUGAUUCCUCAAAAUCUGUGGCGAGGCAUUGAAAACUUUGCAUGUGCUGGAAGUGAAAAAAUCCCCAUGGGCCCCGAGAAAAGGGUGUGCCAAGCUUUAUAUAGGCUGAGAGGAGAAGGGGAUGCAGCCAAACAGGUCUUGAAGGAAGCAAUCUCUUCAUGUUCCCCGAAACAAGUGGACCCUGCAUUUGCAAGUACACGCGAAACAAUUCUUCAGGUUAUUACCAAUCUAACUUCUGUCCAAUCAUAUUUAGAAUUUUUCUCUAAGGAACAUGACUGCAGGAAUGUGGAAUUGGAAGAAGCUGAGAUAGAAAUGGAGCUUCUUCAAAAAGAAUGUGCUUUGCAGAAGUUAUCCAAUGAUUCCAGAGAUCAACAUCAACUUCCCUUCAUAGCAGAGUAUGUGAAGGAUGAUGACCGUUUGCAGCAAAUUAAGGAUGGAAUAAGAUCCAUGGAGAAGGCCCAACUUAGAGAACAAAUUGAAGCACGUAGGCAAAGAAAGUUACUUGCUAGGCGUGCCCGCCAAUCAUACUUGGAAGAGGCAGCUAGACAUGAAGCACAACUUCUACAAGAACUGGAUAGAGAGAGGACUACAGAAGUAGAAAGAGAGAUUGAGAGACAGCGGUUGCUGGAACUUGAACGUGCUAAAACCAAGGAGUUGAGGCACAACCUUGACUUGGAGAAAGAAAGGCAAACACAGAGAGAUCUACAGAGGGAACUUGAGCAAGUAGAAUCUGGACUGCGACCAUCAAGACGUGAAUUUUCGUCCUCACAUAGUAGGCCCCGGGAAAGAUAUCGAGAAAGAGAAAACGGUAGACCAGUAAAUGAAGGGACCUUGUUGAAAGCUGCUGCUAAUCCGCCUGAGACGACAGUUAUGUUAGCGGGACCCAGACAGAUCUCAACCCAACCCCCAACCAUCCUUCAAUCCCGUGACAGACCGGAUGACGUUGGAAACAGUUAUGAUGAUAGCUUUGAUGACACGGGAAGUGUCGGGGAUGCUGACAUGGCAUCAGCAAUUGAUGGCGUGGGGUCUAUGAAUUUUGGGCCUUCCCAAAAGCUAGGAGGAUCAAGGGGGGGUGGAAAGUCUACUAGACCGAUCAUGGAACGGAGAGAACGUGAUGUGGGGAGACGAGAAGGGAAAUGGGAAAGGAAAUACUAGGCAGUACUAGUAGUAGUUUCCUGUCCUGUUUGAAUGAAUAUAUAGAACCUUAAUGUUGUGCAUGUAAGAAUGUAUGAUUGAUCAUCUAAAUUACUUAAUAUAGCCACACAGGCACACACACAUGUAUUUCAGGUAGAUGUAUAUGCAUUAUUAUGGUAAUAUAUAAACAUAAAACACUUGUAUAUUUAGUUGGCAGAAAUGUGUUGGGGCAUUCUGGGAGAAGAGAGUUUGUACCAUAAUUGAGA